CGGCGCUCUAGCCCCCGCGCACUGUCUCUAUGUUCCCCCUGCGUCUGGUCUAUUUAUUGUCGCGGGGAAGAAGCGGCCGCCCAGUACCCGGAACAACAAAGCACGAAAGACGGAGCUCGAGCCUCGGGGGCUCCUAGCAACGGGUCGGGGCGGGAGUUCCAUGGAGACUGGGGAGCGCGCCCGCCUCAUCAUCAUCCUUGUCCUCCAGCUUAUCCUCCGCGUCCGACGUAACCGGCAGCAGCGCUGCCGCCGCGUUCUCUGCCGCCGCCCCCUCUUCCCACGAAGUAGCUGAGACUGCUGCUCUGCUCCAGUAAUUCAAGUGACUCAAGGAUGACACGCAUAGAACUGGAAAAUUAUUUGUUUAUGGAUGUGAUCUUCGUGGUGGGAAGCUCAGUUUUUAAACUACCCCAAUGGAUGCAGACAGUGAUGUUGCAUUGGACAUUCUAAUUACAAAUGUAGUCUGUGUUUUUAGAACAAGAUGCCAUUUGAACUUAAGGAAGAUUGCUUUGGAGGGAGCAAAUGUAAUUUAUAAGCGUGAUGUUGGAAAAGUAUUAAUGAAGCUUAGAAAACCUAGAAUCACAGCUACAAUUUGGUCCUCAGGAAAAAUUAUUUGCACUGGAGCAACAAGUGAAGAAGAAGCAAAAUUUGGUGCCAGACGUUUAGCCCGCAGUCUGCAGAAACUAGGUUUUCAGGUAAUAUUUACAGAUUUUAAGGUCGUUAACGUUUUGGCGGUGUGUAAUAUGCCAUUUGAAAUCCGUUUGCCAGAAUUCACAAAGAACAAUAGACCUCAUGCCAGUUAUGAACCUGAACUUCAUCCUGCUGUGUGCUAUCGGAUAAAAUCUCUAAGAGCUACGUUACAGAUUUUUUCAACGGGAAGUAUCACAGUAACAGGGCCCAACGUAAAGGCUGUUGCUACUGCUGUGGAACAGAUUUACCCGUUUGUGUUUGAAAGCAGGAAAGAAAUUUUAUAAUUCAUCGCUUAAUUGGUUAGAAUCCCUAACCGAGCACCUUUUAAAACCUGCUGCACAUUGGACUCAAAACAAAAGGAAAACUGGACCAACAGUAAUUGAGGAAAUAGACUCUUUUAUUCAUUCACGGCUACAGUGUAAGCUCCAGGCCCUUUGGAUUUUAUUUCAGACCUUGCUGUAAUAUAAAAAGGAAGUUUACAAGACAUGACAUUGCUGCUUUUACAAAAGGACAUUCUAUUUAUUUUCGCAGUAAUUCUCAUGUCCCCGAAAGCAGAGCUGUCACAGUGUGCACUACCUUAAAUUGUUCUGUUGUUGUCAUUAGUUUUUUCCAGUUUGAGCUAAUGUGUUUUUUGUGAAUAGUCUUUUACAUUUUUGUAUGCUGAAUAUGGGCACCAAAGAACCUGUAAAAGUUAUCUUUUUCAAUUGAAUGUGCACAAAUAAAAGUUUGGAAAAGAUCUCUCUUCAUAUCCAUUCUGUAACUUUUAUUCCCCAUUUUCUAUUUUAACAAAAAUUGUAUUCACAAUUUUCUUUUUGAUCUAUGCAAGCUUAGACUUUUGCUAAAAGUGUGUUGGCUUCUUUUUGAAGUGUAUUUUGUAAAUAUAUAUGCCACGUGUGUAUAGUAUCUUUUAAUGCUCUGUUACCAAAUAUCAAAUAGGCAAUUUUUUCUUGCAGAUUAGAAAUAAAAAUAUGUGUAUAAAUUCUAGGGAAUGAACCGGAGUAGAACUUUAUAGAUUAAGCAUAAUGUUUUAUGUUGCUAAUUUAAUAUGAUAGAAAAUGUUAAAUAUCUUUUAAAAGUUACAGAAUUGUAGUUUUAAAAAGCAAAACCUCUUACCUAUGAGAUGGAUGUGAGAAAGAAGCUGUGAUGGGUUGUACCUCGUAUGUACUUCUGUGAUUCUGGUAAGACUCAACUCUAGUUGUAGGAAAAUAGUAAUCUGAGGUUGGUGUUCGAGGCUAUACUAAGAGUCUUGUCAGAAGUUGAUACGUUGUGCUGUUUUAACAAGAAGUGCCCACAAGCUGCCUCUGUGCCACAGUAUAAUUAUAAUAUAGUUCAACUUGAACUUGAAAGCCAUUUUGCAAGACAUGUCUUUCCCCUUGCUGUGUCUUAUUUAAUGGAGCUGAGGAGUGACUGCCUAUCCAGUAUUUGGGAUUGCUCCUCUUAAAAUGACAAUAAAUGUGCAUGUGUGAAACAUUGGCUCUCUGGCUCACCCGCGUGAGCCCUGGGAUGGUGGCGUGCGAAUCAGGCUGCAGUUGUGCUCCACCCCUGGGGUGAGGAAUUCGGUAGAACCAACAGUAAUUUCAACUGGAAGUGAGGUUGAGUGGAGAGUGCAGUUAGCUUCUCAGUAGAAACCUACUAGAGACAGUAUUCCAACACAAUCCUCCACGAAAACCUGAAUUUCCAAAACGUUUUGAAAGCUUCAUGAGAAAUGGCCGCGUCCUAACCUGCAUAUUCGAGUCCAUUUUCCUCACCAUCUCAUAAAGUCUCCCAAACCUCACUUACGUCCUGCACUGAACAACACACGUUAUUUUAGAUUUAUUUUUAUCUUCUUUCCUCUCGAUGCCUUUCCCUACUGUGCCUCUCACUCUUAAUGGCAGGGGGAGGGGGGGUGGGGCAAAGGCUAACUUUUUUUUUUUCUUUCUUGUGAAAGACUUGUGAUUUUCAAACUUCUGUGUGCCCUCUCUCUCUCUCUCUCUCUUUUUUUUUUUUUUUUUUUUUUUUUUUUUACAAUGUGUUUAUUUGCUUCACGUUAAGAGCCAAUAGGAUAGGUAGAUCUCAUAAAAUACAGAGGAUACCAUUCCGUGAAGAAGUUACAGGUUCCGGGCAGACUAUUUUAAAAAUUGAGAUUUUCCACUUAGCUUUAAUUAACAGUAAUAAGUGACCUGUUUUGUAACGUUCCCCCAAAAAGAAAUGUAGGGAAGGGGGGGGGGGAACAUGAUUAUAUGGCCAAUGUGCGGAUCCAGAUGUUGUAAUAUUUUCAGCAUUCGAGUGACUUGAAAAGUGGGUAGAUCAGUAGCGCAUCAAAACGCUUUCUCAGAAAAGAGGAAGAAAGACAAUCUAACCAGUUUAGGUUUCAGGGCUGCUGUGUGAGUGUCACCUGGCAAAAUGUCCUGGCUGACCCACUAAACUUAACAAAGCUGGGAAGAAUGAGCGUGUCUGAGGUCUUCUGCUGGCUCUUCACAAGUGCUGUAAAUUUUUUGAUAAAUAAAAACUGUGAAUAUAUACAUACA
This is a messenger RNA of Lynx canadensis (Canada lynx), 3194 nucleotides long. It is a transcript of the gene TBPL1, whose product is annotated as TATA-box binding protein like 1. The coding region runs from base 411 to 971 and encodes 186 amino acids. Gene Ontology annotation, molecular function: general transcription initiation factor activity; DNA binding. Gene Ontology annotation, biological process: DNA-templated transcription initiation. NCBI's taxonomy places the organism in Eukaryota, Metazoa, Chordata, Mammalia, Carnivora, Felidae. The transcript is spliced from 8 exons. The record is from RefSeq and is a predicted model, not a curated record.